Ostertagia ostertagi is the source of this 468-nucleotide messenger RNA. The record is from the annotation of a GenBank genome assembly. NCBI's taxonomy places the organism in Eukaryota, Metazoa, Nematoda, Chromadorea, Rhabditida, Trichostrongylidae.
AUGGCCCAUCUCCAGGCGGUAGUGCUGGGAAGCACUAUCGCCGCUUCGGCUGAUGAUGCUGCUACGAAAACCAAUCUAGACUUUCCUAUUUCUAUGGCGACCCUACCAUCCAUUGAUGUCGCAUUACGAGGCAAACUUUGCGAUUGCUUCGAUCUUGUCAAUGGACGCAUCGUAAGCGAUAAAACACUGACGCUCCUGAAAAAGCCAUUCAUCAACGCAACCGAUCUUGCACUAAAAGGCGACACCGUCAAAGGACAUGGAUUCUUCUUCUACCCACCGCUAAGCAAAUUUGAGACGGACCUCAUGAUGGGUCAUCCCGGCCACGGAUGUCAGCAAGUGAUGUUCGACAUGAAGAACAGAAUUGCCUUUGCCUACGUGACAAACGGACUGAAACUGGGCGUACAUGAGCUCUGCCGUAAUUACGCCAGGCUACAGAAGACACUCUACGAAGUUCUGGACACUCUGGCA